Messenger RNA from Phragmites australis (common reed), 1882 nucleotides. RefSeq lists its product as uncharacterized. Gene Ontology annotation, cellular component: membrane; cytoplasm. The transcript is spliced from 13 exons. Lineage: Eukaryota; Viridiplantae; Streptophyta; Magnoliopsida; Poales; Poaceae. The record is from RefSeq and is a predicted model, not a curated record. The coding region runs from base 353 to 1624 and encodes 423 amino acids.
UUCGUUCACACGUCAAACUCGUCGUCAGCCUGUUGUUGCUCCUCGUCCUGCCUCCCACCUUCCGUCCGUUUCCCUUUCUCCCAUUCGCACGCCGCAUCGUGCCCUCAUCCUCCUCCCAGAUCUCGUCGCCCUCGCCAUUCCCCUCCCCUUCCUCGUCCUCGUGGGCGUCGGCGGCGUCCUCGCUCCCCUCCCUUCCCGAGAGGAGGACUGCCGCGGGGUGGGGCGGCGAGGAGAUCCGUCCGGAGAGGGCUGCGGCAUCGAUCAGCUUCUUCUCUUGUUGGAUUUCUCGCGGGACGUUUAGGCUCGCUCCCUGGCGCGGAGGCAGCACCGGCUCGGUGGCGCCGGUGGCGAGAUGAAGGGCGGGGGCAUCCCUGCCGCGGUGGUGAUCAUGCCCUCGCCCCUCUUCCUCUGGCGGUUCAAGGCUGUAUUGUUUCUCCUAUGGGGCUUAUGUUGUUGCAAGAUAGGUUGGGAUUCAGUUAUGAGAAUGAGUGCUGAUCUUCGAGACUUAUUUCUUUAUGAGGCUUUCUUAUACUACAAUCCUCUUCUUCUUGUGGCCUUGAUGAUUUGGUUAUGGGGAGUAAAUUUAUGGGUCUUUGCGCAAUCAUCAGUCAAUUAUGCAAAAGUGUUCGAUCUUGCACAAACACAUUUAUCGCACCAAGAGAUAUGGAGGUGCGCUACUUGGCUGACUUUAAUUGUUCCCACAAGCAUGACAGCUUACCUAUAUCUGUACUCACAUGGAGAAGUAUCUCUUGCUGCAUCUCAACCAGUUCUUUUGUAUGCUGUCCUUCUGAUAAUCCUUCUUUCUCCUUUCGAUAUGUUUUACUUAUCAUCACGCUUUUACUUUCUACGGACAGUGUGGCGUAUAAUACUUCCAUUACAAGCAAUUACAUUCCCUGACUUCUUUUUGGCUGAUAUCUUUACAUCCAUGUCAAAGGUGUUCUCGGAUUUGGAGCGUUCAGUUUGUCGCAUGGUGAAUCGACAGGUUGCAACGAUCGCUUGGUUUGAAGCAGAUUCUAUUUGUGGUAGUCACUCCAUAGCUAUCCCUCUUGUUCUCGUGUUCCCUUAUUUGUGCCGUUUCUUCCAAUGUGUCCGACAAUACAAGGAUACAAAGGAGAAGACAUGUCUUUUGAAUGCCCUCAAGUACUCAACAGCAGUUCCAGUGAUUUUCCUUUCGGCUCUCAAGUAUCAUGUAUUUCCUGAGCAUUGGGUUAGCUUUUACCGGCCUCUCUGGCUUUUCUCUAGUGUUAUAAAUUCACUGUAUUCCUUCUACUGGGAUAUAAAGCGAGAUUGGGAUUUGAGCAUCCUAACCAGGAUUUUCAUGUUCAAAAACCCAAGCAUAUGGACUAACCUUCUUUAUGGGCAGAACUGGGUGUACUACUGGGUGCUGGGUAGCAAUUUAGUUCUGCGAUGUACAUGGACAUACAAGCUUUCGGCACAUCUUCGGCACAACUACCUGACAUUGUUUACCAUUGCAGCACUGGAAAUAGUCAGACGGUUCCAGUGGGUGUUUUUCCGAGUCGAGAACGAAUGGAGCAAGAUGACAGCCAAGCAAAACUUGGAAAUGUCAUCUGACAUGCCUUCGGAAGGAGACAGGCUACUGGAUUCUAGUAAUCAUACAGUAUGAAACAGCAACUGUCCAUUUUGCGAUCCUGAUUCAAUCUCAUUCUUUUAGUGUGACCCUUAUAGUCCAUUUUACAUCGAUGGUUCUGAUUUUGUCCGUAGAGCUCAAAAGGUCAGGGAUACAUGAUAGGUUUCUAUAAAAGUUUGAAAUUGUUGGCGCCACGUAUGUAAUCCUCUUGGAGAUGUAUACUAUUAUAAAAGGUCAGGAGGUAUUUGUUGACACAUGAAAGAAUAAAAGUAAUGCCGAAAUUUUACGUCCUUA